This is a messenger RNA of Chara braunii, 2772 nucleotides long. Lineage: Eukaryota; Viridiplantae; Streptophyta; Charophyceae; Charales; Characeae. The record is from the annotation of a GenBank genome assembly.
CUAAUUAGGAAAAAACAAUAGCUGAUUGAUUGAUUGGUUGAUCGAGUUGGGGAUGAUUUGAUCGAUCGAUGGAGCGAUUUAUCGAUGGAUAUGAAGGAAUUGCUUGACUUGAUUGAAUGAUAGAGGUAGGUGCAUCAUUCAUCGUGAUUAUGAUUGCAAGUGAAGAUUGGAGGAAUGGGAAGGACGAGGAAGACAGAGCUGAAGCUGCUGCAUGCAGCAGGCGUGGGCUCGCUUCGGCGAGUGAAAAGACUUAUUCCGGACGAUGAUGAUGACGACAGCAGUGUUGAUGAAAGCAGCGACAGCAGUUUCUCCUCCACUUCCACCUCCUCCCCCUCCACGUCAUCGUUCUCCACCUCCCCUUCGUCCUCCCCCAUUCCCACCUCCACUUCCUCGCUGUCCACCUCCCCCUCCACAUGCAGCGGCAGCCGCAGCAGUGAAAGCUGGAGCGACUUGAGCCUUGCUGACGUGUACAGUACGACGAGUAGCAGUGGGAGCGGCGAUGACAGCGAUCACCGGAGAGGAGGUGGAGGCGGUAGAGCUGAAGAUGGGGAAUCGGAUAUGGCGGAGGGGAAGGAGAGAGGUAGGAGAAGGAAGAGAGUCUGUGUGGGCGAGAGAGAGAAGAAAACUCAGAAAAGGGAGAAAAGAACAGAGAAAGACAAGCGUAGAAGUAAGAGUAACGCUGCCGUUGCUGCUGCUGCUGCUGUUCGUGGCUAUGGUGGCUAUGGUGGCGAUGGCGGCCAGCUUGAUCGGCAGCAACGAGAAGAAGAACACAGAACUCGAAAGCGAAGGAGGAGAGAGUCGGAUUCGAGCGAAGAGAUAGGAGCUCACAGGAAGGAGAAGAGGAGGAGGAGGGAGGUGGGUGUGGAGGGGAAGGAGGAGGGGAAAAGGAUGAAGAAGAUGGAUGACACGUCGACGAAGAAGAAGAAGCAGAAGAAAGAAGUUGAGAAGGGGAAGGAUAGGGAUAGGGAUAGGGAUAGGUUUGUCGUAUCUGGGAGGAAAAGAAAGGAUAUGGUGGGGAAAGAGAAGAGGAAGAGGAAGGGGAGCAGCAAUGGUACGACCAGCAGCAGCAGCAGAAGCAGGAGGAAGAGGAGGAGGAGGAGGAGGAGGAGGAGGAGGAGGAGGGAGAAGAAGAAAACACUCCAGCACAAGCUACACGUGGACGUGAAUUGCACCGACGUGGAGGGUUUGACACCAUUACAUCAUGCUUGUUACGUAGGUGCAUUGGAUCUAGUCAAGUAUUUGCUGUAUUGUGGUGCUGACGUGGCAGCACGUGAUAGGAAAGGAAACACGCCGCUCCACGUGGCGGCCCGGUUGGGCGAGCCUAAGCUGAUUGCCCUUCUGAGAAAGGAGGGAGGUGAUAUGGGAGCGAGGAAUGGGAGAGGAGAGACCCCAGAGGACAUCGUGGGAGAGAGGCUGUCUAAAAAGUGUGAGAGAUUCGCUCGCGGAUCGCGAUUUGAAGAUCCGGAUCGGGACGGUUGGGAGGCGAAGUUGGAAGCUGAGGCGAGCGAUGACGAGGGAGGGGAGGGAGGAAGAAGAGGGAACAGAAGCAGCAGCUGCCUCUGGGGGGUGGGGGAGGAUUGGGAGAGAGGAGGUGGUGGUGGUGGUGGUGGUUAUCAGUGGGGUGGAGCGGACGAGGAUGAUGAUUUGCUGACUAGAUUUGCUGAUUUUGGCGGGAAUCGACAUCGACGUAAUGGAGGAGGAGGAGGAGGAGGACCGGAUAUGGCGAAGAAGAUAGCGGAAGCGAUAAGGAAGAACAAACACGUGCAAGCACGAGCUAUGGAGGAAGCAGACGCGAAAAUGAGAGCGGCGAUGGCAAGGGAGGAGGAGCAGAGAGAGAGGAGGAGGGAGGAGGAAAUGAGGAGGAAAGCGUACUUGGAACGUCAGGCGGAAGAGAAAGAAAGGAGAGAGAGGGAGAAAGAGGAGAGAGAGGAGUUGAAGAAGGAGAGACGAGGGGGAGGAGGGAGUUGUAGGGAAAGGAGAGAAGGAGGAGGAGGAGGAGGAGGAGGAGGAGGAGGUCGGGGAAGAGAGACGGACCCGUCGCGAAUCCUUGAAGAGGAAAUCGCCAAGGAUAAAGCAUGGAGAGAGAGGGUGCUUGGCGGGAAAUGGCUCCAGAAGAAACACAGAUAUGACGUGGAGUGGGUCCGAUUCUCUUCGUCUUGUAACAUGUGCGUUUGCUAUGGGGAUGUGCCUUUUCCCAUCGACGAAGGAAAGGAUAAAGAUCUGGAUAAGGUGCUUUUGCAAGGCGUCGAACCGUCAGAUCAGAAGAAGAAGAUCAGGGAGGAGGUGGUGAGGUGGCACCCCGACAAAUUCAUGCAAAGAUGGGGACAAAGAUUAAAUCCGGCUGAUAGGGAGAAGAUUCUCGGAAGAGUCAAGGAAAUCUCGCAGGCAGUGCACGAUAUCUACGCGAAGAUAUCCUCCGCCUCUGCUGUUGCUGCUGCUGCUCCUGCGACAGCGUCUGCUGCUGCUGAUGAUGACAAUAAAGAUUGAGUUCUUUUUUUUUUUUUUUUUGUCAAGAUUGAGGAGUAUCAGCAGUAGCAGAAACGGGAUUGAUUUUAUUUUUUUUUAUUUUUUUUUGAAGAGAGAAUUUGUGUACAAUAAUUGAGAGGUUCCCGUGAAUGUGGAACACCUAGCAAAGCUUCCUUUUCUUGGAAUGACUAAUUAGUUUUUUUUUUGUUUUUUGGUGGGGAGGAAGAAGAAUUGGGGGGAUGCGGGGGGUUGCAGGCUGAUACGUUGCAGUCUACACAAUGACGAUGAUAAAGUGUAGAGCCCGCC